CGUCCCGUCCCGAGAGGAGCCGGGCACCUGUCCCGCCGGCAGCGCCCGUAGCCAGGUGUGCGCCGCGCAGAGCCGAGCCGAGCCUGCCGCCGGGGGCGGGCGCCAUGGGAGGCCCUGCACCGCGCGGAGAGGGCGACCAGCGGGCGGGGGCUGUUCCGCCUCGUCGCCGCUGAACCCGCCGGUCCUCCGCGGAGGUCGGAGAGCGACAUGGAUCGCCCGCCGCAGCCGCCAGCCGCCCCCUAGUCCCGCAGCAGCUCCGAGGCGGGUUGGGCAUGGCCCAGCCCCAGCAUGAGGAGAGCGACGGAGGGCAGCGCUACCCCGCAGUUACAAGUUGGACCAAGACAACUGAUGCAAAUUUAUCGAACUCCCUAAACGGUUUGAGCUUCAGGGGAAUUCUGGAUGCAAGAGUGGGCAGCAGUACACAGGGCCUUCAAAAUUUGAACUCUGGGACCCCAAGAUCUCUCUCGUUGUCGGAGAACGGGCCUGGCCAGCUGUCCAGUGCUUUAGAAGAUUGUCAUAGCCUUAAAUCAGUGGAUUCUGGUAUUCCAACCCUAGAAAUAGGAAACCCAGAGCCUGUUCACUGCAGUGUGUUAAAUGUGAAGAGAAAGCAGUCAGAACCUGACCUUGUUCCUGACAGGGCUUUUCAGAGCGCGUGUACGCUGCCGCCUUACGUGCCUCCACACUCUCAGGCUUCUGAACAUGACCACGCUGUGCGAAAAUCCUCUACUUUCCCAAGAACUGGGUACGACACUGUCAAGCUUUAUAGUCCAACUUCAAAGACACUGAAUCGAAGUGAUGAUAUCUCUGUCUGUAGUGUUUCUAGUCUUAGCACGGAACUGUCAACAACUUUAUCAGUUAGCAAUGAAGACAUUUUGGACUUUGUGGUCACAAGCAGUUCAAGUGCAAUUGUGAACCUUGAGACUGAUGAGGCACACUUCUCGGAUGUUACCCUGAAUUCCACUAAAGACACUAGUGACCAGAGCCAGCAGGAGUGUUGUCAAGAGACAGACCUGGACAGUAAAAGAAAAAUACUGGGACCUUUUACAAACUUCUUUGCCAGGAACUUGUUUACCAGGAAGCAAAAUGCAAGAUUUGAAAAACAAAAUGAUAUGGGAUGGAGGUUGUUUGGAAAACAGCUCAGAGAAAACUCACAGAAAGACCCAAAGAAAAUGCAGAAGGAAUGUGAAGAAAAAACUGGACGAGCUCACAGACCACUGUCUCCUAAACAGAACGUGAGGAAAAAUCUUGAUUUUGAACCACUCUCCACUACAGCACUUAUUUUAGAGGACAGACCAGCGAACCUCCCUGCAAAACCAGCAGAAGAAGCUCAGAAACACAGGCAACAGUACGAAGAAAUGGUGGUUCAAGCAAAAAAAAGAGAGCUUAAAGAAGCCCAGAAGAGAAAGAAACAACUGGAAGAACGCUGUAAGCUGGAAGAUAGCAUCGGCAAUGCUGUUCUAACUUGGAACAAUGAAAUCUUGCCCAACUGGGAAACCAUGUGUUGUUCCCGUAAAGUUCGAGAGCUGUGGUGGCAGGGCAUUCCGCCCAGUGUGAGAGGCAAAGUCUGGAGCUUGGCCAUUGGCAACGAGUUAAACAUCACCCAUGAACUGUAUGAUAUCUGCUUGGCUCGUGCCAAAGAGAAGUGGCGAUCACUUAGCACAGGAGGCCCGGAAGUAGAAUGUGAAGAUGCUGGAUUUUCUGCAGCUGACAGAGAAGCAAGCUUGGAGUUAAUAAAACUGGAUAUCUCAAGAACAUUUCCUAAUCUCUGUAUAUUCCAGCAAGGCGGUCCUUAUCAUGACACGUUGCACAGUAUUUUGGGAGCCUAUACCUGUUACAGACCUGAUGUAGGCUAUGUACAGGGCAUGUCAUUCAUUGCAGCAGUAUUGAUCUUGAACUUGGAUACUGCAGAUGCCUUCAUUGCUUUUUCUAAUCUUUUAAAUAAACCCUGUCAGAUGGCGUUUUUCCGUGUGGACCACGGCCUUAUGUUGACUUACUUUGCUGCAUUUGAGGUAUUCUUUGAAGAAAAUCUGCCAAAGUUAUUUGCUCACUUCAAAAAAAAUAACUUGACUCCAGACAUCUAUCUUAUUGAUUGGAUAUUCACAUUGUACAGCAAAUCUUUGCCACUAGACUUGGCAUGUCGUGUGUGGGAUGUGUUCUGCCGUGAUGGAGAAGAGUUCUUAUUCCGUACAGCCCUGGGAAUAUUAAAACUUUUUGAAGAUAUUUUGACCAAAAUGGACUUCAUUCAUAUAGCCCAGUUUUUAACAAAGCUACCAGAGGACUUGCCUUCAGAAGAAUUCUUCGCAUCUAUUGCUGCCAUUCAGAUGCAAAGUAGAAACAAAAAGUGGGCUCAGAUACUGACUGCUCUGCAGAAGGAUAACCGGGAAAUGGAAAGAGGAAGUCCUUCACUCAAACGUUAAGGUUAUGGCUGCCUCCAGUGGCUCACGGGAACAGAGCUCAAGUGGCAGACAUAUGGAGUACUAUUUGACAUGUGUGAGCCUGCAAAUCAAAGUGUUAUUUCAGAGUUUUGUUUAGCAGUAGGAUAGCCUUAAAGGGGAGAGAGGAAAAAAGAGGAGGAGGGGGAAAAAAAGAAAAAGAAGGAAAUUAAGGGAUAAAACCGUUAUAAACGAGACCUGGGCUUAGCCUUAAACGCUUAGUGGAAUGAGCAUUUGCUCUGGACUGCGUUACACGGUCUGUGCUUCUGAUGAGGGCAGUGAAACUAAACUAUCCUAAGGGGGUUUUGAUUUCUUUUUCCCUUGAUGUUUUAACAGACGACAUUCAGCAAUGUCUGUUGUUUUGAAAGCUAUUCCCCAGUUCCAUUCUUAGGCAGGAAUAUUUCCUAUACCCGUAACAGUAGCUGGAUAUGAACUUUAAAUAACUGGUGCUUGAAUUUAGAGUUAAAAGAUGUAAGGACCAUUUCUUUGGAAAUGUUUUUUGUUUUGUAGGCUGUGGGUCCCAUUUACCAAAGAACUCAUGUAGACAUAGAACUACAUUCCAUUCUUGAGUACAAAGUUAAGUAGAAAGUGAAGUUGGAUGACAAGUCACGCUAGCAGUGCAAAACCGAUUAUUCUUCAAGAUGCCUUGGAAAUCAGUUUCCAAUCUGGAUACAUAUGGAAGAAGUUCCAUUAAUCAGACUAGAUUACAAACUUACUGGAGGGUUUCUGGUAUAAGCUGGUAUCAUUUCCCAAUUGUACUCUCUUUUUCCUUUUUAAAGGAAGGGUCACAUACCACUAAACGUGUGUUUCUGUGUCUUCUUCCACUGGGGCAGUGCUGUUUCAGGAUGUUCUGGCCUAUGAGCUGCUCAUUCCUGUGCUGUCUCUCCUCUCAUGCUCAUAAAACUGUGGGCCGAGCAGAUAAACUGAGAAAUGGAUAAAAGCAAUUUUUGUAGUUGCUUUAAACCCAGCUCUGCUCACUGGCAUAAUGGAGGAGGAAGAGUGUAGGGGAGAAGUUAUAUCAGCCAACAUUGCUGCUGAAAAGAAAAGGUUCUGUGGGAUCUCCUGAAGCUGCUGCUGCCACAACAGGAAAGCAUUAUGUAGAGCUGACCUGAAUGUACUACUAGUGAAAGAAGUUUAUUGGGGAAUGUGCCAGACAAAUGCCAUCAGGAUAAGUACAAGCUGUCACUUCCUAGCGUUUUAUCCAGCCUCUUAAUAGGCGGCAAACUGCGGUUGGGUAAUUCUGUUCUACAGCUUAGAUGCCUGCCCUGCACUCAGAUGAAUGUUGAGCUGUUAAUCAUGAGUGCCUCUGAUUUACAGGAAUGUUUAUUGCAUAGUGUACAGUGUAAAAUCUAUUUUAUAAAUAAUGAUGAUCAUCGAAAAGGGAAACUAACUGAAGCAAUAUCUGUGUUAACUGUAAACAGGCGUUACUAAAUCCUCUAGCUGUGUGGUCAGCGGUUUCCCAGAUCUCUUCAGUCUGCUUGAUGCUGAUGAAUUUGGCAUUGUUUGAAUAAAAAAGAGAAUAGUAGUUGCACACUGCUCAACUCAACAUGUAAUGGACUGUGGGGCAUGAUCAAAAUACUGUCCUUUAGUACAAGUGUUAUUUCUGUGAGAGGGAAUAAUUGGUAGGACUAAAAAGAAGAUUCCCUGGUAAGUGAGGGCUCGUAAUCCCUUUGGAAGGUGUGUAGUGCAAAUGCAGCUUGCAAGUCUUAUACCUCAUUGGCCUCUUUUCCUGUCCACGUUGUGUACCUGGGUGUCGGGGUUUUUUUGUUGGCCAUUUUACUUCCUCUGUAACACUGUUUCUAGGUCAUCGCUUAAUGGAGAGAGACGUUGAGAUGCUGAUAGGAAACAUGUUAAUUCUCCCAGAAUUUGUAGGCUGGGGUCCCUCGAUGACUGGUACUUGUAUGCCACACUGCUUUGAAGUGCAAUAGAAAGCUGGAAGGUCAGUAAGUGGUUUUUUAAUAUCCCUUUUUCUGUUAGUACAACUAUACCUUUCCAUGAGGGAUGUGAGGGGCCUGACACCUAAAACAUUUGCACUAUGCUUUUAAACAGUUCAUUAAACCCAGAGACAGCUUUUCCCUCAGUAUACACUUUUAGGUGGUACUGUAACCAGCUUUGCGAUUUCAGUCUUCAUUGCAACUAGAUUUCUAUUUCCUUUUCAACCAAGUGUGGCUCAUUUGUCUGGUUAAAACGUAUUCUUUUAGCUACUGGGUAUCUCUGCAGCCAUGGACAGAGCCUCUUCUUUUUCUCUUCAGUAAGAUGUUGAAUGUACCAGUGAAAAUGGGCAGAGCUGUGGGGAAAAGGCCUGCUGCAACACUUGUGCACUGUUUGUUACCUGCAAAUGUAAUUAUUUUGUUUUGUGAUUUGAUCUUUCUGUUCUUAGAAGAUGUACAUAUUUUCUAAACGAUUUCUUUGUGUAUAUAAGGUCUGUUCUUUGAUGAAGAAAAGCAAUGCAAUAAGGAGCUUUGCACAGUUCAUUUUCAAACACAAUGCAUUUGGAAGAAACAAAUCACCUGCCUAAAGAUGCAAUUGUUUCAGCUUCUCAGAAAUUGAUUUGGAAGUAAUGCUCAGAUUUUGAUAAAAACAAGAGAUAAGUAGCAAGGGCAUAGAAUUAUUUGCCACUAGGCUUCUUAAGUUUCUUGCAGCAUACCAAAUUUCUUAAUUACCUAUUAAGGAAGAUUUCUUUAAUAAAUACAGGGAUUGCAUUGAAAAAUUUGACAAUUUUAUUGCCCAGGGGCUUGAGAGAAUCUCUAACAAGACACAUGAGAUUUUCUUUCACCGAGCGAGUGUCCCCAUCAGGCAAAUCAUCUUUUCUUCCCGAGUUUAAGGAAAAAUGAAAAUGCUGCAAUACAUCAGAUGUCUGUGAUUACCACUGUUUGUGCAGCAGAUUAGAGAAGCCAGGAAACUUCAACCAGGUUUGGAAUUCUGUACAACCUGCACUUUAUAAUAAAGCUGUUUUGCAACUCCAA
Molecule: messenger RNA, 5398 nt
Organism: Colius striatus (speckled mousebird)
Lineage: Eukaryota; Metazoa; Chordata; Aves; Coliiformes; Coliidae
Gene: TBC1D14
Product: TBC1 domain family member 14
Exons: 14
Coding region: 273-2417 (714 amino acids)
Source: RefSeq, a predicted model, not a curated record